AUGUGCGGCCGAUAUGUGCUGGCCUUGCGGCCAUCCGAGGUUUGCCAACAGCUAGAACAGUCGCAGAUGCCUGUUGAUGAGGUCCCAGACGACAAUGAUGUGCGUCAAAGCUACAAUUUUGCCCCGGGCUAUCAUGGACUUGUCUACCGAGCAGAUGGUCCCGACUCGGGCGGCGGCUCAUCACCAGCAUCAAGACACCAAGGAUGCGCAGGAAGCAGCAGACAUCAACAAGCAAGGUGCGACGCAAGAGACCAAGUACAAGCUGCAGUCCAUGCAAUGGGGUAUGCCAUCUCCCCCCACCAAGUAUAUGUCUCCCAGCUGACCAUCACUACCGGAUUGGUGCCCUUUUGGACCAAGCGCAACCCCGACUAUGGCUCCAAGAUGAAGACCAUCAACUGCCGAGACGACUCUCUCGUCGAGGAUCGUGGCAUGUGGACUACCAUGAAAAGAAAGAAGCGCUGCAUCAUUGUGGCACAGGGCUUCUAUGAAUGGCUCAAGAAGAACAACGCCAAGGAUAAGCUGCCGCACUUCUCCAAACGCAAGGAUGGCCAGCUCAUGUGCUUCGCAGGCUUGUGGGACUGUGUGCAGUUUGAAGGCAAGCCUCAUUUCCUUUGUAGAAGCAAGCGCACCCAGGUUCUCAACUCGCGUCCCACGUGCUCCCUGGUCUUGUGUUCCAGCCCUGGGCGUACUGACAGCCCACUAGACUCUAGCGAGAAGUUGUUCACCUACACCAUCAUCACCACCAGCUCGAACAAGCAGCUCAACUUUCUCCACGACCGGAUGCCGGUGAUCCUGGAAAAUGGCUCCGAAGCCAUCCGGACCUGGUUGGAUCCCAGCCGUACCGAGUGGAGCAAGGAGCUGCAGUCUCUUCUGCGGCCGUUCGAGGGCGAGCUCGACGUCUACCCCGUCAGUAAAGAGGUUGGCAAGGUGGGGAAUAACUCUCCCUCCUUCCUGGUGCCGAUCCAUAGCGCUGCCAACAAGAAUAACAUCGCAAACUUCUUCGGUAACCAACAAAAAGUCGCCAAAACCAGGCCAGAGCAGCCGGCAAUCAGCAAGACUGAGUAUGACGUGCAAGACUCGACGACCGACCAGGGUGAUGUCAAAAUACAACACGACAUCAAUGAGACGCGUGUAACGACCGACCGCGUGGAGGGAUCCGAAGACAACGCCCCUAUGCCGAUUCCAGCCACAGCCGAGUUGCAGGCUGGCGGGGAGCCAACGAGCAUCAAACGAGAGCGGACCGACGAGGAUGAGCAUGGUAGCACAGCAGCAGACGAGCGACAAGCCAAACGCACAAAGACUCCUAAGGCUGAUGGCUCGCUGAAGAUCACGUCCUUUUUUAGCAACAAGUGA
Plenodomus lingam JN3 is the source of this 1353-nucleotide messenger RNA. The record is from RefSeq and is a predicted model, not a curated record. NCBI's taxonomy places the organism in Eukaryota, Fungi, Ascomycota, Dothideomycetes, Pleosporales, Leptosphaeriaceae.